Messenger RNA from Oncorhynchus gorbuscha (pink salmon), 692 nucleotides. Its product is annotated as PDZ domain-containing protein GIPC1-like. The record is from RefSeq and is a predicted model, not a curated record. The transcript is spliced from 2 exons. NCBI's taxonomy places the organism in Eukaryota, Metazoa, Chordata, Actinopteri, Salmoniformes, Salmonidae. The annotation marks the transcript as partial.
CUACCUGUUGAAUAUCACCGCAGUUUAAUUUGCAAGUUUGGGGUUGGGUUGACGAGUCACUCACUGUCGAAGAACAAAGUCGAACCUGGAAAAAGGAGAGUCAGUCGAGGUUUUGUCGAGGUAAAUGCGGAAGGAAAGAGGAUUUGUGCAACUGGUUGCCACUUCUAACCGGACCGAUCGACCAAAGGAUUUAUCAACCGAUCAAACCGAUUUAUUGACGCCAAAAAAACACAAUGCCUUUAGGACUGAGGAGAAAGAAGAACAAGUCGAGAGAGAGCUCGAACCUGGUGGAGAACGAGGAGGUCGGUGGACACGCAACUGGGAGCUCCGUGAAGUCGACCGUAAACGGAGCGGGGCUCCCACCGCCACCUGCCAACCUGCGGCCCAAACUAGUGUUCCACACUCAGCUCGCCCACGGCAGCCCCACGGGAAGGAUCGAGGGAUUUACUAACGUCAAAGAACUCUACGGGAAAAUAGCUGAUACGUUCAAUUUAAGUCCACCAGAGAUCCUGUUCUGUACAUUGAACACCCAUAAGAUCGACAUGGAGAAGCUGCUUGGUGGUCAGAUCGGCCUGGAGGACUUUAUAUUCGCCCACAUUAAAGGGAUUAAGAAGGAGGUGGAGGUGUUUAAAUCAGAGGAGGCCCUGGGACUCACCAUUACAGACAACGGGGCGGGAUACGCCUUCAUCAAG